AUGGCUUCCCAGUUUCAUCAGCUCCGGAUCCUGGUGUGGAAAAAUUGGCUAGGUGUCAAAAGGCAGCCGCUUUGGACACUUGUCUUAAUCUUAUGGCCAGUCAUUAUUUUCAUAAUUCUGGCUAUUACUCGGACCAAAUUUCCACCAACAGCAAAACCAACUUGUUACCUCGCACCUCGAAACCUGCCAAGUGCUGGAUUCUUCCCAUUCCUACAAACCCUCCUCUGUGACACAGACUCCAAAUGCAAAGACACACCCUAUGGGCCACGGGACCUGCUCCGUAGAAAGGGCAUUGAUGAGACGCUGUUUAAAGACAGUGAAAUUCUGAAAAAGUCAUUCAACCCGGAGAGGGACAGCAAUUUAUCACUCCAGAGCACCCAAGUUCCAGGAAGAAGUCACACACCACUGGCCACAUUACCUCCUAGACCAAGCUCUGAUUUGGAAGGAAUGGGCCCAGAAAUUUUCAAUGGCAGCCAAGUGCUCACACGCAUCCUUGAUUUGGAAAAGCUGCUGAAGCAAAAUUCAACUCCAGAGGAGAUACGAAGAGAGCUGUGUGAAAGCUACCCAGGGUACACUGCAGAAUAUGCCUUCUCUUGGCUCACUCUAGGGAAAAAUGUUUUUAACAAAUUUUGCCUUUCGAACAUGACACUUUUAGAGUCUUCUCUCCAGGAACUAAAAUAUCAGGUCUCUCAGAUGUCCAGUGAUCCUGACAACCAGAAGAGAGUGUUUCAGGGGCUUGUCCAGGUGCUCUCCUUUUUCUCUCAAGUGCAGCAGCAAAGAGAAGUGUGGCAACUUCUGUCGAGUUUUCCAGAUGUGUUUCAGAAUGACACCUCACUGAGCGGUCUAUUUGGUGUUCUUCAAAAGGCAAACAGGGUGCUGCUGGUAGUGCAGAAGCUUUACCCACGUGUUCACACCGACGAAGGAUUCAACACCCUCCAGAAGUCUGUUAAACAUCUGCUGAAUACUCUGGACUCCCCAGCACAAGGUACUAGUGACAAUUCAACACACGCGUGGAGUGAUGAUGACGAACAGACACUGUCUCCAAGCAGUCUGGCUGCACAACUCCUGAUCCUGGAAAACUUUGAAGAUGCCAUCUUGAACAUAUCAUCAAAUAGUCCAUAUUCUCCUUACCUGGCAUGUAUAAGAAAUAUGACUGAUCACUUGGCCAGGGGAUCACCAGAUAAUCUAAGACUCCUGCAGUCCACGAUUCGCUUCAGAAGAUCUACUCUUCAAAAUGGCUCCUAUGAAGAUGACUUCCCUAUGUUUCCUGAAGUCCUGAAAUUCAAGUUGUCUCAGCUUCGAAACUUGACGGAACUUCUCUGUGAACCAGAAACUAUCAGUUCAAUAGAGAAAUCCUGCCAGCUCUCUAACAUGAGCUUCAGCAAGCUGUGUGAAGACCACACCUUUCAUGUGCAACUAAUAGAAGCCGCAGAGCUGGGCGCUGACAUCGCCACUGGCUUACUGUACCACGACAAUGUAGUAUCUGCAAAGCUGAGGGGUUUGCUUACUGGCGAUCCCAGCAAAAUUAACCUAAAUAUGGACUGGCUCCUGGAACAGGCGUUGCAAAUGAAUUACUUGGAAAAUAUCACACAGUUAAUACCAACUGUAGAGGCCAUGCUGCACGUCAACAGCAGCACGGACGCUGCGGAGCAGACAGGCCAAUUAAUAGAAAUGUUUAAAAACACUGAAGAGCUGAAAGAAGAACUGAAGGCAACAGGGAUGUCUAGCACGAGCAUCGAGAAGAUGCUGGCCAUUCCCAUCCCAGACAACAGAGCCGAGAUAAUUUCUCGUGUAUUCUGGUUGCAUUCAUGUGAUGCGAAUGCCACCAACCCCAAAUUGGAAGAUGCCAUGAAGGAAUUCUGCAAGCUGCCCCUUCCAGAGCGAUCACACCAGUCCUACCUCAUCGGACUCACCCUUCUGCACUAUUUAGACAUCUACAAUUUUACAUACAAGGUGUUUUUCCCAAGGAAAGAUCAAAAGCCAGUAGAAAGGAUGAUGGAGCUUUUCAUAAAGCUGAAAACGAUUCUCAAUCAGUUGGCUUCCGGCGCACAUCCCCUGCUAGACAAAAUGAGAUCUCUGAAACAAAUGCAUCUGCCCAGGAGUGUUCCAUUAACACAGGCCAUGUACAGAAGCACCCGAAUGAACACACCAGCAGGGUCUUUCAGAACCAUCUCCCAAGCGCUCUGUUCCCAAGGGAUUACCACUGAGUACUUGACCUCCAUGCUGCCUUCUUCCCAGAAGCCAAAAGGCAACCACACCAAGGAUUUCCUAACUUAUAAGUUAACUAAAGAAGAGAUUGCCUCAAAAUAUGGAAUUCCGUUAAAUGCUACACCAUUUUGCUUCUCCCUUUACAAAGACAUCAUCAACAUGCCUGCUGGACCUGUGAUUUGGGCUUUCUUGAAACCAAUGCUGUUGGGAAAGAUCUUAUAUGCACCAUAUAAUCCAGCUACAAAGGCCAUUAUGGAAAAGUCCAAUGUAACUCUGAGACAGCUGGCGGAAUUAAGAGAAAAAUCUCAGGAGUGGAUGGAUAAGUCACCAAUCUUCAUGAAUUCCUUCCACCUGCUAAACCAGACAAUUCCAAUGCUCCAGAAUACUCUAAGGAACCCCUUUGUGCAAGUUUUUGUGAAGUUCUCUGUGGGACUCGAUGCUGUUGAACUCCUGAAGCAAAUUGAUGACCUUGAUGUUCUUAGACUGAAACUAGAGAACAACAUUGACAUCAUUGAUCAACUGAACACGCUGUCUUCCCUGACAGUGAACAUUUCUUCCUGUGUACUGUAUGACCGCAUCCAGGCAGCAGACACUGUGGAGGAGAUGGAGAUGGUGGCUGAAAAGCUUUACAAAAGCAAUGAACUCUUUGGAAGUGUCAUUUUUAAGCUUCCAUCUAACAGAAGCUCACACAGAGGCUACGAUUCUGAAAACGUCUCUCUUCCUCCUAUCGUAAAAUAUACUAUCCGCAUGAGUCUGAAGACUGCUCAGACCACAAGGAGCAUAAGAACCAAGAUUUGGGCCCCGGGGCCACACAAUUCUCCAUCACACAACCAGAUCUAUGGCCGGGCUUUCAUUUACUUGCAGGAUAGUAUUGAAAGAGCAAUCAUUGAAUUACAAACAGGAAGGAACUCGCAGGAGGUGGCUGUCCAGGUUCAAGCAGUUCCCUAUCCCUGCUUCAUGAAAGAUAACUUCCUCACCAGUGUCUCCUAUUCCCUUCCGAUCGUGCUCAUGGUCGCCUGGGUUGUAUUUAUAGCUGCCUUUGUUAAAAAGCUUGUUUAUGAGAAGGACCUUCGGCUCCAUGAGUACAUGAAGAUGAUGGGUGUGAACUCCUGCAGCCAUUUUUUCGCCUGGCUUAUAGAAAGUGUUGGAUUUUUACUGGUUACUAUUGCAAUUCUCAUCGUUAUACUCAAGUUUGGCAAUAUUCUUCCCAAAACAAAUGGUUUCAUUUUGUUCCUGUACUUUUCGGACUACAGUUUCUCAGUGAUUGCCAUGAGCUAUCUCAUCAGUGUUUUCUUCAACAAUACCAACAUUGCAGCUCUGAUUGGAAGCCUCAUCUACGUCAUUGCCUUUUUUCCAUUUAUUGUUCUUGUUACAGUUGAGGAUGAGUUGAGCUAUGUUAUAAAAGUAUUCAUGAGCCUGCUGUCCCCAACAGCAUUCAGCUAUGCAAGCCAAUAUAUUGCACGGUAUGAAGAACAAGGUGUUGGUCUUCAAUGGGAAAACAUGUACAAGUCCCCUGUUCAAGAUGAUACCACCUCAUUUGGAUGGCUGUGCUGUCUAAUUCUAGCAGACUCUUUCAUUUACUUCUUUAUUGCUUGGUACGUCAGGAAUGUCUUCCCAGGGACAUAUGGCAUGGCAGCUCCGUGGUAUUUUCCAGUACUUCCUUCUUAUUGGAAAGAGCGAUUUGGAUGCGCAGAGGUGAAGCGUGAGAAAAGCAAUGGCCUUAUGUUUACCAAUAUCAUGAUGCAGAACACCAACCCUUCUGCCAAUAAGACAAGUCCUGACUGUGCAUUCCCCUCCAACAUUGAACCUGAACCUAAAGAUCUCCAAAUUGGAGUUGCCCUUCAUGGGGUCACAAAGAUGUAUGGCUCAAAGACGGCUGUUCAAAACCUCAAUCUGAACUUUUACGAAGGGCACAUUACUUCACUGCUAGGGCCAAAUGGAGCUGGAAAAACCACAACCAUCUCCAUGCUGACUGGACUGUUUGGUGCCUCAGCAGGUACUAUUUUUGUAUAUGGGAAAGAUAUCAAGACAGACCUAAAUACUGUUCGGAAAAACAUGGGAGUCUGCAUGCAGCAUGACGUCUUGUUCAGUUACCUCACCACCAAGGAGCACCUUCUCCUGUACGGCUCCAUCAAAGUCCCUCACUGGACCAAAAAGCAGCUCCAUGAGGAGGUUAAAAGGACUUUAAAAGACACUGGCCUGUAUAACCAUCGCCAUAAAAGAGUUGGAACAUUGUCUGGAGGAAUGAAGAGGAAAUUGUCCAUAUCCAUAGCUCUCAUUGGUGGAUCAAGGGUAGUGAUUCUUGAUGAACCAUCUACUGGAGUCGACCCGUGUUCUCGAAGAAGUAUAUGGGAUGUCAUAUCCAAGAAUAAAACUGCCAGAACAAUCAUCCUGUCAACACACCACUUGGAUGAGGCUGAGGUGUUGAGUGACCGCAUUGCUUUCCUGGAACAAGGUGGGCUCCGAUGUUGUGGCUCACCAUUUUACCUCAAGGAAGCUUUUGGGGAUGGCUACCAUCUCACACUCACCAAGAAAAAGAGUCCAAACCUAGACACAAAUGCAAUCUGUGACACAGUGGCCGUGACAGCAAUGAUCCAGUCACACCUCCCUGAAGCCUACCUCAAGGAGGAUAUUGGAGGAGAGCUUGUGUACGUGCUUCCUCCAUUUAGCACUAAGGUCUCAGGUGCUUACCUGUCACUCCUGAGAGCGCUGGACAAGGGAAUGGGUAAUCUCAACAUUGGCUGCUAUGGCAUUUCAGACACCACUGUUGAAGAGGUUUUCCUGAACUUGACAAAAGAUUCACAAAAAAGUGGUAAUAUGAGUCUUGAACACUUAACACAAAGGAAAGUUGGGAAUCCCAGUGCCAAUGGCACCUCCACACCUGAUGACUUGUCUGUGAGCAGCAGCAACUUCACAGACAGAGACGACAAAGUCCUGACAAGCAGUGAGAAGCUGGAUGGCUUUGGGCUGUUGCUGAAGAAGAUAAUGGCUAUUCUCAUCAAGCGGUUCCACCAUACCCGCAGAAACUGGAAGGGUCUCAUUGCUCAGGUCAUCCUCCCCAUCGUCUUUGUAGCCACUGCCAUGGGCCUUGGCACACUGAGAGAUUCCAGCAACAGUUAUCCCGAGAUCAUGAUCUCUCCAUCCAUUUAUGGGACCUCAGAACAGACAGCCUUCUAUGCGAAUUUUGAUCCAAGCACAAAUGCCCUGGUCUCAGCAUUGUGGAACUUCCCUGGAAUUGACAACGUGUGUUUGAAUACGAAUGAUUCGCAGUGUUUGAAAAAAGACAGUCUGGGAAAAUGGAACACUAGUGGAGAAGCUAUCGACAACUUUGGUGUUUGCUCCUGUUCAGACAAUGUGCAGGAAUGCCCUAAAUUUAACUAUUCCCCACCUCACAGAAGAAUUUAUUCUUCCCAAGUUAUUUAUAACCUUACUGGAAACCACAUGGAAAAUUAUCUUAUAUCAACUGCAAAUCAUUUUGUGCAGAAAAGAUAUGGAGGUUGGAGUUUUGGGCUGAAUUUGACUAACGACCUUCGUUUUGAUAUAACAGCAGUUCCUGUCAAUAGAACUCUUGCUAAGGUGUGGUAUGACCCAGAAGGCUACCACUCUCUCCCAGCUUACCUCAACAGCCUCAACAAUUUCCUCCUCAGAGUGAACAUGUCAGAGUACGAUGCUGCUCGACACGGGAUCAUCAUGUAUAGCCAUCCUUAUCCAGGGGUACAAGACCAGGAACAAGCUACAAUCAGCAGUUUAAUCGAUAUUUUAGUGGCGCUGUCCAUCCUGAUGGGCUACUCUGUCACCACUGCCAGCUUUGUCACCUACAUUGUCAGGGAGCAUCAGACCAAAGCCAAGCAACUGCAACACAUUUCCGGCAUUGGUGUGACAUGUUACUGGGUGACAAAUUUCAUCUAUGACAUGGUCUUUUACUUGGUCCCUGUAGCAUUUUCAAUUGGUGUCAUCGCAAUUUUCAAGCUACCUGCCUUCUACAGUGAAAAUAAUCUAGGAGCUGUGUCUCUUCUACUUUUGCUAUUUGGCUAUGCAACAUUUUCUUGGAUGUAUUUGCUGGCUGGUCUCUUCCAUGAAACAGGAAUGGCCUUCAUCACUUAUGUCUGUGUCAACCUAUUUUUUGGCAUCAAUUCCAUUGUUUCUUUGUCGGUGGUGUACUUUCUUUCCAAAGAAAAGCCCAACGAUCCGACUCUAGAACUUAUUUCUGAAACCCUCAAGCGAAUUUUCCUGAUAUUCCCUCAAUUCUGUUUUGGCUACGGUUUGAUAGAACUCUCUCAGCAACAAGCAGUCCUGGAUUUCUUGAAGGCAUAUGGUGUGGAAUAUCCAAGUGAAACCUUCGAAAUGGAUAAACUAGGUGCAAUGUUUGUAGCCUUGGUUUCCCAGGGCACCAUGUUUUUCUUGUUGCGGCUCCUAAUCAAUGAGUGGCUGAUAAAGAAACUAAGGCUCUUCUUCAGAAAAUUUGUCUCCUCGCCUAUCAUGGAGACAGUAGAUGAAGAUGAAGAUGUGCGUGCUGAGAGAUUAAGAGUCGAGAGUGGUGCAGCUGAGUUUGAUCUGGUCCAACUCCAUCAUCUCACUAAGACCUAUCAACUUAUCCACAAAAAGAUAAUAGCCGUUAACAACAUUAGCCUUGGGAUACCUGCUGGAGAGUGCUUUGGCCUCCUCGGUGUGAAUGGAGCAGGGAAAACCACUAUAUUUAAGAUGCUGACUGGAGACAUAAUUCCUUCCGGUGGAAAUAUUCUGAUCAGGAACAAGAGCGGAUCCUUGGGUCAUGUGGAUUCUCAUAGCUCAUUGGUUGGGUACUGCCCUCAAGAGGAUGCCUUAGAUGACCUGGUAACUGUGGAAGAACAUUUGUAUUUCUAUGCCAGAGUACAUGGGAUUCCAGAGAAAGACAUCAAAGAAACUGUUCAUAAACUCCUUAGGAGGCUUCAUUUGAUGCCCUACAAGGACAGAUCUACCUCCAUGUGCAGUUAUGGCACAAAAAGAAAGCUGUCUACUGCCCUGGCCUUAAUAGGGAAACCAUCCAUCCUCCUGCUGGAUGAGCCGAGCUCGGGGAUGGACCCUAAGUCAAAACGACACCUCUGGAGGAUCAUUUCAGAGGAGGUGCAGAACAAAUGCUCUGUCAUCCUCACAUCUCACAGCAUGGAAGAAUGUGAAGCCCUUUGUACCCGGCUGGCCAUUAUGGUGAAUGGAAGGUUUCAAUGCAUUGGAUCUUUGCAACAUAUAAAGAGCAGGUUUGGACGUGGAUUUACUGUCAAGGUUCACUUGAAAAAUAAUAAAGUGAGCAUGGAAAAUCUCACAAGGUUUAUGCAGUUGCACUUUCCAAAAACAUACUUAAAAGAUCAGCAUCUUAGCAUGUUAGAGUACCAUGUGCCAGUCACAGCAGGAGGAGUAGCAAACAUUUUUGACCUUCUGGAAACCAACAAGACUGCUCUAAAUAUCACAAAUUUCCUCGUGAGCCAGACUACUCUGGAAGAGGUAUUUAUCAACUUCGCCAAAGACCAAAAAUCCUAUGAAAAUGUCGAAACCAGUAGCCGUGGUUCCACCAUAAGUGUUGACUCACAGGAUGACCGGAUAGAGUCUUAGCACCUGUAGCAGAUUCAACUUCAGCAAAUGACUGAUGGAUGCUUUCAAAGAAGACACCAUUUCCUAAAACAUCUCUUCCUUAGGAAGUGUUACACUGCAUGCAAGUGUACAGCACAAGACUGACAAAUUAUAAUGGACAUCAGUAUUGCUCCUGAAACGAUUCCCCUGUACUCAACACAGUGAGAAUGCAAUGUAUAUGCUGGUGAUCCAUAGGCAAAAGGUCAACCCCACGAUGGGUGUCUUAAUUUAUUACUUUCAAUAAAAGGACAGCUUAAAAGGCA
Messenger RNA from Mesocricetus auratus (golden hamster), 8075 nucleotides. RefSeq names its product ATP binding cassette subfamily A member 12 (gene Abca12). Bases 1 to 7794 code for a protein of 2597 amino acids. NCBI's taxonomy places the organism in Eukaryota, Metazoa, Chordata, Mammalia, Rodentia, Cricetidae. The transcript has 54 exons. The record is from RefSeq and is a predicted model, not a curated record. Gene Ontology annotation, cellular component: membrane; intracellular membrane-bounded organelle. Gene Ontology annotation, biological process: lipid transport; transmembrane transport. Gene Ontology annotation, molecular function: ATP binding; ABC-type transporter activity; lipid carrier activity.